Molecule: messenger RNA, 561 nt
Organism: Blepharisma stoltei
Lineage: Eukaryota; Ciliophora; Heterotrichea; Heterotrichida; Blepharismidae
Source: the annotation of a GenBank genome assembly
AUGGAUGAAGUGAUCAAAGAUCGUCUUCACGCUGAACAAAUUUUAAAGCGGCACGGUGUACAAGUCGGAGCAAAAGCUGCAGGCGAACUCAUGAUGCAUAGCGCUAGACUCGGCCUUCGCAAUAUUUUAGAGUUUUUCGGAAGAACAGUCCAAGUUGACUAUAAAAAUAAAUUCCACGAUACUUUAUUACAUUAUGCAGCCCGAGGUGGGAAUAUAGAUAUUGUGAGGCAGCUAAUUGAAUUAGGUGUAAGCCCACUAGCGAGAAAUUUAUUUAAUGAAACUCCUCUGUUUUAUGCUGCAGAAGAAGGCCACGUUGACGUUGUCGAAGUUUUAAGUGAGUAUGGAGGAAUUGAUUACCAAGACAAAUUUGGUGACACUGCUUUGCAUUUUGCAGCUAGAGAAGGAAAUGAAGCAAUUUGUGUGAUUUUGCUGAGAAAGGCUAGAAAUGUAGUAAAUAUUGCGAAUGAUAAUAAUCAGACAGCACUAUCUUAUGCGCUAGAGCAAGGGUAUUUAGACGUUGCGAAAACUAUAGAGAGAUAUGGAGGAAGAGUUAAUGCAUAA